Molecule: messenger RNA, 3327 nt
Organism: Limanda limanda (common dab)
Lineage: Eukaryota; Metazoa; Chordata; Actinopteri; Pleuronectiformes; Pleuronectidae
Gene: cfap61
Product: cilia and flagella associated protein 61
Exons: 24
Coding region: 1-3327 (1108 amino acids)
Source: RefSeq, a predicted model, not a curated record
AUGAAGACCAUCACCUCAGACGACGGCGAGGAGGUGGAGGCCGUGGCCGUGAGGAGAAGUGAGUCUGCCGACGCUCAGGGGAUCGACAGCCUCAUCAGCUCCGGAGCUCUGACCACCUCUGGAAGUGUGAAUAUUAUUCAACUGCUAGAAAAAGCCAACCUGGCCGUGACCCUGACAAACGAGAGAGACGAGAUCUUGGCCCACGCCUCCUUCCUGGAUCACCCUGUUGGAGAUUUGGUGGAUCAAGCUCACUGGGAAGGUUUCCUGCAGGAACACUUCAGUACUGAAAACUGCACGCCUCACAACACGCUCUUCCUCCACCUCUUCGUGGCACAGCGCAAUUUCUCCACAGCAAGUGUAAAGGAGAUAAUGAGGGCUGUGUUUAACGCCAUCACAGAGCUGGAAUACAUCUGCCUGGUCACCCCAAACAUCACUGAUAUAGAGCCGGCGCUGAAGGACACGUUUGAGCCGCUGCAGAGCCGGACGGACCCCGGACCCCGGUGCCUGGCUUUGAUCUGCCACCGACGACAGCACUGUCCCAGACUUCACAUCCGCCCGGCCAGGGAGGUGGAUCAUGACGACAUCAUGCACAUAUUUGAACAGCACUUUAAAUUGUUCGAUCAGCCGUACGUCCUGGCCGAACUCAUCGAGGCUCGGAAUGAAGAGAAUCACUCAGCUGUGUGUGAGAUCGAUGGCGUCACCGUCGGGUUCAUCAGCGUCACGGCUGAUGUGGAUUUGAAAAAGCUGCACGACGGCUUUGAGCUCAGUGAAUUCAACGGUUUGUACAAACCACAACAAACCAGAGAGGAUGAAGCUGAUCCGGGACCAGCCGACCCACAGAAAUCCAACGCUUUCUGUAUCCAGCUCUUCAUCAUGGACAAGAAAUAUGAAAUGAGAUCAGUGGACCUAAUUCCAUAUGUGUUCAAACUGUACCCUCAUUGGGACUUCUGCGUCUUCACGGUUCCGUCUCUCUCGGCCGAGUGUCCGUUGCUGCAGAGCUUCCUCCGGGUGGCGCCGCGUGCCAACAGCUCGCUGGUUCACGAACUCUACCUUUUCCACCGGGUGGGGCUCAGGCCGGUGGGGGUGCGAGCGGCUGUGGCUGCAGACCGAGCUGCUGUCUCUGCUCUGGUCCAGAGUCUGACGCUGAGCGAGUCCCUGCUGGACGACCUGGAGCGUUUCUACGAGAGCCGCGCUGACCCGGCCGGGCCGCAGCUGCAGGCCUUCGUGGCUCAGGUGGACCUGGAGGUCGUGGGGGUCGUGAUCAUCAGAGACGAACAGGACAUCGACUUCAUCCGCGCUCACUACAACAUCGAGAACUUCAUCUACUUCAGCCACCACCGCUACGAGGAGCACGCCCGGAUCCGCCACUUCGUCCUCAAGCCGUCCUUCCAGCACUUCACCAAACACGUGUUCAAAGACGUCCUGCGCCUGUCUCACAGAUCCUGCCUGUACCACCGGCUCUACCCCCCCCCCGGCAGCCAGCAGGAUUCCUGCGUCCACCAUCUGGACGGCGUCCUCCACUGUGCGGUUCCCAUCCGCCCACGACGCCAGAUCAUCUACCCGCUGGAGGAGCUUGGCAUCAACGCCCCGGCCAGGCGGAUCACAGAGGAGCAGGCACCGUUUGCUCUCUGCCUCAUCAGCAGAAAGUUAACCAUGGAGCCAAAGGUCACCAUCAACGCCCGGAUCGUGGUGGUGGGGGCGUCGGACACGGGUUUAUCUUUCCUCGAGGUGCUUUGCCUGUGCCCUCACCUGAGGUUCAACAACCUGACCCUCAUCUCAACUCACGGUUUCCCCGGCGACUACGACCACGAGGACGUCGGAUUUCUGUCCACAAGUCACGCAUACAGCAGCCGGGACUUGGCCCAGCUGCCUCUGCACUCCUGCGUCUGCGUGGUGACGGACAAGAUGGUGGGCAUCAGGAGGAAGUCCAAACACGUGCUGGUGUCUGGAGGUGAGAAGGUCCCGUACGACCACCUCAUCCUCUGCACAGGGCUGCAGUACCAGGUGCCCUGUCCCAUCGGUGUGGACCUGGACCAGCCAAUCAGUACCGAGCUGCAGAACCAGGCCGCUCGGCGCAGGUUCACCGGGCCGGUUCCCUCCAACCUCUUCACCCUCAACGACCUCCACGACUGUGUGGCUGCUCGCCGCUGGCUCUGUGACAACUUUGUGGACCUGGAGGAUGAUGCCGUCGUGUAUGGAAACAAUAUCGACGUCUACACCACAGUGGAGACUUUGCUCAGCCUGGGUGUCGGAGGGUCUCGUAUCCACGUGGUCCUCCCGCCUCCGGAGCCGGACGUGUCCUGCUUCAGCGACCCGGCCGUGAGGAACGCUGUGGCGGCGGCCACGGAGGAGGCCGGCGUCCAGGUCCACAGGAACUGCCUGCUCGCCCAGAUGAACGACGGCCAGGACCCAGAGCCGCUCACAUCCGUGACGUUCGCCACCGACUCCGAGCUCCUCCGUCUGCAGUGUGGAGUGUUUAUCAAUCUUUCCAAUAAAGGAGUGGACGGCGACGCCUUCAGGAGCAUCAGCCGCUCCUUCCUGGUCUUCGAUCGCCGACUCGUCAUUAAUUCCUCGUUCCUCACCAGCGACCCGGACAUCUGCGGAGCCGGACCCAUCACCAAGUUCUCCCGGUGCUACUACUCCGACGAGUGGUCGCACGCCAGCUUCAACUCCAAGGAGGUGGGCCAGGAGCUGGCGGUGAUGAUGCUGCAGCUGUUCGACCCGACGCAGGAGCCAGAGGACGAACCCCCAUCGGACCUGGAUCAUCUGGUGCCGCUGUACAAACAGGCCAUGAUUCAAGGUGGGAAGCUGCCGGGAGGAUUCAACUAUCUGCACUUUACCAAACCAGCCGCCUCCAACCUGAAGGAUCCUCCGGUUCCACAUCUGGAGGACAGAGGGAUUGUGACCGGACGAGUGGAGACAGGAGAUUACUUCUGUUUGCAUCUCGACUGCUUCGAGCUGGUGGAGACGAUCACCUGCUUCUCUCUGAAGCCCCUCCCCGUCUCCAACUACCUGAGCCUGUAUGGGAAACACCAGCAGCUGCUGGGCCAGAUGUUGAGCUUCUACCACCAGAGCCUGAUCCCCGACCUGUACAGCUUCUUCAGGCAGAGCUGGUGUUUGGCCGUUUAUCACGACCGCUUCUCUGACUUCGAGCUGGAGCUUCAGCCGAUCGCCUCCCAGACACUGACGGACGACGAGUCGAGCGUGAUGAGCGAAGACGGAUUCAACGAGGUCGAAGGUCGAGUGGCUCUGAGAAGCGGAGCAGUGAAAUAUCUGAGCUACAACGAAAACCUGCUGCCCAUGUUCGCCUGCUCAGGACAACUGUGA